CAACCCCGAUUACUAAAAAUAGAGCGACUUAAUUAAAUUAGCAUUUCUUUUUACCAUUCACUAUGCAGCUGGUUUUUCCCAAAAUCGAACUUUGAUGUUGAGAGAUCAUAUGUAUUGAUGUAAAGAUCAUUUGAAGUUGUUUUUUGCUUCAAAUUGUAAUUCUGAAUAUAAAGUUCUUAAGUAGUAACUAGUAACAUAUACUUUGUUGUCAGACAUGUGAUCUGUAUUAUUGGCAUUACUAUUGUUCGAUAUUGUGAAUCACGAGUUCACAACCAACAGAGAAAGGGUCUCCGAUUAAAUUGAUUAAUCCAAUCUUGCUGGCUGUAGUAUAAAUUGCAAUAAAACCAUAUUUUUGCUGUACAGCUUGCUGCUGCUGCUUCCGAAUGAAAAUAUGUGCUAUAUGCUUGAGGACCCUGAGAUCAGGACAUGGCGAAGCUAUUUUCACCGCUGAGUGUUCCCACACAUACCACUUCAAUUGCAUCACGGAGAACAUUGUACAUGGAAAUCUCCGGUGUCCCAUUUGUCGAGCUGAAUGGAAAGAGAUCCCAUUUCAAGCCCCUUCUAAUGUGCCUGACCUGCGACAUAAUAACUUUGGGCGGGCUGGAGUGUCUCCCUAUAAUGGCUCUCCUGUAGAUGUCUAUGCUUCUGGAGCCCGUCAUGACCCGUUACCAUCAAAUCCACCCCACCUAGAGCCUGAUAUCUUCUCAGAUGAUGAAGCACUCCCAACUAUCACUGCAGCCCCCGACUCAAGCUGCAACUCUCGGGCUAUUACUCUUAAGGCCUUUCCAGAAUAUGAAGCUGUUUCUACUUCAGAUUUUGUAUCUAAGUUUGCUGUUCUUGUGCGUAUUACGGCACCACCACUUCACAAUGAUGCUCAGUGCCUCAAUCGUGCACCCGUUGACCUUGUCUUGGUGCUGGACCUUAGUGGCAGCAUGAGUAGCAAGCUUUCACUUCUCAAGCGGGCUGUCCACUUCAUUAUACAAAAUUUGGGCCCUUCAGAUCGACUUUCACUUGUGACAUUCUCUUCGACAGCUAAAAGAAUUUUGCCCCUCCGAAGAAUGUCUGACUCUGGCCGUGAAGAUGCCAUUAAUGCAGUAAAUCGUCUUUAUUGCUGUGGGGGUACUAAUAUUGUUGAAGGACUCAAGAAAGGGAUUCGGGUUCUGGAAGAAAGGCGUGAACGCAAUCCAGUUGCAAGCAUUACCCUCCUGUCUGAUGGGAAGGACACAUACUCCCUUAGUUCCAAAAACCAAUGCAACAGUGAGCAUAAUCUGGAUUCUUCAAAUCCAAGUCAGAAAUUGGAUUAUGUGAAACUAUUGCUUGCUUCCAUUUGUUGCAGCAACGCAGCAUCCAGAGAUGAGUCCCAACAACCAAUAAUCCCAGUUCACACUUUUGGUUUUGGUUCUCAACAUGAUUCCACCACAAUGCAUGCUAUAGCUGAUGCAUCGAGUGGCACAUUUUCUUUUAUUGAGUCCAUUGACAUAUUACAAGAUGCUUUUGCAAGAUGCAUUGGUGGCUUGCUCAGUGUUGUGGCUCAAGACGUCAGAAUCACAAUCAAGUCUGUAUCACCUGGAGUUAACAUUGGAUCUAUACCUUCAGGAAGAUAUAAGAGUGAAAUUAUUGAUCAAGGACAGCAAGGUGUUGUUGACAUUGAAAAUUUAUAUGCAGAUGAGGAGAAAGAUUUUCUGAUUUAUCUUUCUAUUCCUGUAUCUUCUAAUGUUGAAGGCGAGCAAGGGUCAAAACCCUUGUCUUUGCUGGAUUUGUGCUGUUCACACAAAAGUUGUGUUUCCAUGGAGACGGUACAGGUGGAAGGUGAGAGAGUUCAUAUAUUACGACCCUCGUUUUUAUCUCCUAUGGACAAGAUAGUAUGCUUAGAGGUUGAUCGGCAGAAAAAUCGUCUCUUGGUGGCAGAAGCUAUUGCAAAUGCACAAGCAAUGGCUGAAUUGAGAGAUUUAGAUGGUGCUCAGGCUGUGCUGGCAGAGCAGAGAUCAGCCCUAUCAACUUCAGCAUCAGCGCAAGCAGGGGAUGCUCUCUGCAAUUGGCUUGAAGCUGAGCUACGAGAAAUUCAAGAAAGGAUGACAAGUGUCCAAUUGUAUGAGCAAACAGGGCGUGCAUAUGCACUUUCAGGGUUGAGCUCACACUCCUGGCAGCGAGCCACAACUAGGGGUCAGACUGUCAUUAUUAGUGGGCAUGGUGGGAACUCAAAUACAAACACAACAACAAGCUAUGAAACACCUUCUAUGGUUAGCAUGGUGUCAAAGUCACAGGUUAUCAACCUUGCACAUGGUGCGCAAUCACGUCGACUGAACAAGUCGAGCAGCUUGAGUCAAACAUGUUAGAUAAAGGUUUAAUUUCACAUGAGUAGGCCAAUUUUUUCGUUGGGGAAUUUAACAUGGGGUUGAAGGGUUCAAUCCAAUCACAGUUAGCCUUUUGCUCUUUUUAAGCUGGUUAUUUACUGCUUUUAAUGUUGAUUCUUUUGGGGUGGUUUAUAUUGUGCCUAGGUUGAAUAUUACCAGAAAAUGUUAUUUUGGUCUGUGCAAGGAGAAUCAACUCAAAGCGUCAUACAAUUGUGGGGAUCUUUACGACUUAUAGCCGACUGUUUUGGGUUCAAUCCUUUCGUGGGUGAAAUGAAAUAAAUGCAGAUAGUUUACCAAAAUAUGGAUAUUAUAUACACUGCUUGUAGAACAAUAGUUGCACUCUCUUUUUAAUGCAUCAACAUAGUUUUUAUGUUGAUUACAAUGUCUAUGAACAGAGUUGUUAGC
Tripterygium wilfordii is the source of this 2759-nucleotide messenger RNA. RefSeq names its product E3 ubiquitin-protein ligase WAV3-like. Bases 384 to 2336 code for a protein of 650 amino acids. The transcript is spliced from 2 exons. Lineage: Eukaryota; Viridiplantae; Streptophyta; Magnoliopsida; Celastrales; Celastraceae. The record is from RefSeq and is a predicted model, not a curated record.